This is a messenger RNA of Hylaeus anthracinus, 6748 nucleotides long. It is a transcript of the gene Snap25, whose product is annotated as synaptosomal-associated protein 25. Gene Ontology annotation, molecular function: SNAP receptor activity; syntaxin binding. Gene Ontology annotation, biological process: synaptic vesicle priming; exocytosis; synaptic vesicle fusion to presynaptic active zone membrane. Bases 315 to 965 code for a protein of 216 amino acids. The transcript is spliced from 7 exons. Gene Ontology annotation, cellular component: SNARE complex; plasma membrane. NCBI's taxonomy places the organism in Eukaryota, Metazoa, Arthropoda, Insecta, Hymenoptera, Colletidae. The record is from RefSeq and is a predicted model, not a curated record.
UUGCUCAGUAGCUGACUACCAAUCCUCCUAUCAUAAAGGACUCGUUCGUCUUCGUCGAGUUUGCUCUCGCAGUUUAACCGGUUUUCCUUUGCAAACAAAGUGUCAGAGUGAUAGUUGUCCAAUUGUUCGUUCGUCUCUCGCAGGGAGCCGAUCUUGGAGUCCGUGAGCAGAGGAAACACCCAUCGAAGACAACUGUAUCGACGAGUUACGGAGGCUUCAGCCACCGGAGAAGGAGCUGCGCCCGGUAAAGAGGUAGCUUAAACGGGAGAGAAGAGAGGUAGCGGAAGAAGACUACUCGUCAGGCACCCGUCAAGAUGCCUGCUCCGACAUCAGCAGCAGAUGGGGCGGUGGAGGGGGGUGGGCCACCCCGCACCGAACUGCAGGAAUUACAGCUGAAGGCCGAUCAAACUACAGAUGAGUCUCUGGAGAGUACGAGGCGUAUGAUGGCGUUAUGCGAGGAGAGCAAGGAGGCUGGCAUCCGUACUCUGGUCGCGCUCGAUGACCAGGGAGAGCAACUGGACAGAAUCGAGGAGGGUAUGGACCAGAUCAACGCCGACAUGAGGGAGGCCGAGAAAAAUCUCACUGGAAUGGAAAAGUGCUGCGGCCUCUGCGUUCUUCCGUGCAACAAGAGCGCCAGCUUCAAGGAAGACGAGGGAACGUGGAAGGGCAACGAUGACGGUAAGGUGGUGAACAACCAGCCGCAACGAGUGAUGGACGAUCGCAACGGGCUGGGACCGCAGAGCGGGUACAUCGCCAAGAUCACGAACGACGCGCGCGAGAACGAGAUGGAGGAGAAUAUGGGCCAGGUGAACACGAUGAUCAGCAAUCUGAGAAACAUGGCCAUCGACAUGGGCAGCGAGCUGGAGAAUCAGAAUCGGCAGAUCGACAGGAUCAAUCGCAAGGGCGAAUCGAACGAGACGAGGAUAAAGGUGGCCAACGAGCGAGCCCAUCAACUACUCAAGUAAGGCCACUCUCGACCACCUGCACCCCGUCGGCCACCAACAGCACCAAUACUAAUCAUCACCACUGUCACUACCACAGUCACUACCGAUAACAACAACAACAACAACAACAACAACAACAACAGCUACAGUAAAACAACACCAGUGUCAACAAUAAAAAAAAAAUACUAGUAACAACAAUCACCGACACGCUCUGUUACUUUCAGUUACUCGUUUCUCGGGAUCGUGCGUUCACACGGUUUAUUUAUUGCUGUUUAUAUUCGUAUCUGGAGUAACGAUAGAACAGACGAGUCCGCGAACAAAAGGAAUUCAAUCGUUAUUGCUCGCGUGUUUUUCCUUUCUUUUCAAUUAGACGUCGCAGAGGAACGCUAAAUUGCAUCAAUUUUCUGUACUUUUUGUUUUGGAAAAAAAGAUACGCAAAUUCUAUUCGAACGCAAUGCCAUUCAAGUCAUUCUCAAACAUUCACGGUUAUUGUCGCGAUUACGUUCGUUUACGACAUAAAUCCUUCUUCUUUCGUCGUUCGAGCUGUCUUUUACGAGCCCGCUCAGACAUUCCUUAACCAUCUUUAACCCUUAAGAGGGCAAGUGUUAUACUUAAUAGAAUUUCUUAGAUUAUCGGAAAUAUCUAAAGCAAAAAAAAAAAAAAAAAUACACGUUAAUUUAUUAUCAAGUUCUACUUUCGAAAGACGCUGACGCGGCGUCCAGGUCAAUCCAACGAGAGCAGAUAGUGUUUUCUAAGGGACGAGCUACGUCGUAAAUUGUAAGAGAGAGAAAGUAAAUAAUAAUGUAAAGUUUAAACGAAUUUUGUCUUAAUUGCACGUUUAUCCAAGUUCUUCCUCUCGUAAUAGCGUUUACACUCUCGACGAUUCGUCUAAAAGAUAAAAAAAAAAUGUUUCUAAAUCGCGACGGUGGAAAUUAAGCGAACCAAAAAAUAAUAACAAACACAAACAUAGAAGGAUAGAUUCUCUUAGACAACCUAGACGACGAAGGCAGUUUUUUGAAUAAUAAGCGUGCGCCUGUUUAAGGGUUAAAGAUUACCCACAGCCACCGACAGAAGCCACAGGGGAUGAUGAUACCGGUUUUACGGGAGCACGACACACGCUGUAGUUAUUUUGCAUCGUCGAAAAUCUCAUACAGAGGUAAAUACACUAUACGCAGAUACAGGAGGAUCAUUUAUUACAAGGACACAGGCGGACGCGUCACAUGUACACCGAGGACACAAGGUACAUGGAGGAUACGAAGGUACACACAUACUCUGACACACACACACGCACACACACACACACAAAUAUAGAUCACACAGCGUGUGGGAGUGCACGCGUGAACGAUACAUACGCACAGCGAGCCCCCAUGUACGUAAUACAUACCAUGUAAUUUGUUAUCACGAUUAGUGUUACGACCAAGGUAUCCAUGUACAGUAGAUUGAUAGGUAGACGGACGCUCGCGCGGUAAAUCGCGAGGUAGCCAUAGUAGGUCGUAGCAAGAUGCAAUCUCGAGGCAUGGCAUAGUCCUUGGAACAGAUGCAGUCGAAUCAGUGAAUUCGGAAGACCCUCUAAGGAGUCAAGAUGUAAACAUAAAACUACCAAUGCUCAACUCGUGUCUCUGAAGCAUAUUACUCUGUAUCUUUGAAAAUAGAAUGUGAGAGGGUAGUUAGUACUCUAUUCCAAUAAAUUCACCCUACACGGGUUAAAUCGAUCAGCUUGGUAGUUGUAGCGUUAAGAGAAGUAUCAAGUGUCAUAUCUCACAAACGAUUGCAUCUUAUCCACCAACUAUGCGACUCGAGAUCGAGACCUCAGGUUGGGUCGUCCUUUGCCUUCGCUCUGCGAGCGCCAAACACAGUCGCUUCCCUCUGAACCGGAAGAGACCACGAACGGAGACGAGGCGAGGCGAAGGACGGAAGAGGGUUGAGCGCAUGUCGCUCUCGAUGGGUGGAGAAAUAUGUGACAGAGAGUGGAGGAAGGAGAAGGGAAAAAUGGGAAUGGAGGCGUGGACGAGCGGAGAAGAGGAUUCGAUAAACCGGAGCAACGAAGACGUCGCUGCGAGAGAAUGCGUUAAAUGUAUAGAGAAUUUUUUUCGUUUUUUGUCUCUCGACUCACAGUAGAGCGUAGAUCGAUUCCGUUUUUCGGCACUGAACGCGCCGAGGUCACAGUAAGGUUUAAACUCCAAAUAAGAAAAAAAAAAAAUGAAAAAUAAACGAACGAUACAAGAUUUACGAUGAUGAUAACGUUGAUGAUAAAACGAAGAUUGUACAUUAUUGUAUUUACACGAAGCGAAGUACCUCUACUUUGUAUUUGAACGAACGGGAAUCAAUCGAAUGCCACCGCGGCGACGAAGAGAUUUUCAUUUCCGUUUCGUGUUCCACGUUGUAUCCGCAUCGUCGAUUUUUCAUCCCUUUCCAAUGUUUUUGCGUUGCCCUGUUAACGAAUCGUUUCAAGUCGAACGUUUCGUUCUAGACUUGCAACUUUAAUAGACGAGUAAGGACUAAUUUGUAAUUAACGAGGAGCGAUGCGGAUAACGUGAACCGUACGCAACACCGCAGACAAGGGAUGUUUCUCGAAACAGCUGUCAGCCUUAACAGUAUUCGCAUCUUUACACUUACCUCUGUAGCUUUAAGAGAAUGCAUAGAUGCUGUCAGCGCUGACGUUGAUCCCCCAUCCCUCGUAGCAUCAAAAUUAGUUUAUAACAAUGAAGGGGAGCGAGAGUAAGAAAAGUAUAAAGAAAUUUUAAAGCGCUGAUUUUCUUUUUGUAGACAGAGAACGGAUACGUGUGUACCGUGUUUAAUAUAUUAUUGAUAAGCAUGAUUUCGAUACACAUAUACAUAUAUAUAUAUAUAUAUAUACACAUGCAUACAUAUUCGUAUGCAGGGUGUUUCACUAUGUCUUGUUGCAAACCAACAAGUCUUUUUGUUAGCUAACGUUACGAUAGUAAGAGGCCUUCGAGUUACAUGAAAAGAUUUAUUCAAUUGUGAUAUCGGUUGCAAAAUGCACCUGGCAUUUUGUUUCUCCUAUGUACUCUCGAGUCGAGGCAGAAUAUUUUGACCGCUCAAAGUCACUUGUCAACAACCCCUCCCAACUUGACUGUAUCGCAAAAGCGUCGUAUUUUUUUCCAUAUUCGCUAUUAUCUUAAAAAUAAAAUGAAGAGAUAAAUGCCUGUGCUUUUACUUUAACAAUCGAGCUUCCCGCGAUAUACUUUCUUUCGCUUGAUUUGUACAUAGAACUUGUGUCGUAACAUUCAAUAAACGCGACUUUUACAGAACGUUCACUGAGUUCGGAACGAAAGCAGGAACUUAACGAAGGAGAUAUAAAAUUCAAAGAUACAUGAGAUAGAAGAAACAGUAUAAUUUGCGUUCAAAAGGGGAUGAGAUACGAUGAUGGCUGACGUACGAUGACCUUGAGCGGUCACGAAUUAGCGAAAACUCUUUGCAACGGAGCUAACGAAACACCCAGGUAUCCGUGUAAACUUUUUCCGAACUUACUCCGUAACUAUCGCAAGGGGUACCGCACUCGAGUCGCGCGCGCAGUGUCUAAGAGCCGAGCACAAAAGAACAAGAAUUACGCGUAGCACCUUUCGAUUUCGCUUGUUCGAUUUGCUUUUCUUUCUCGAGGCAACGGUGUACGCGAAACAAGGAGAAAGAGAGAGAGAGAGAGAGAGAGAGAGGGGCUUGUUAUCCUUGGACGCUUCGCCGGACGAACGUACUAAAAGGAAUAAAAGAGAGAGAGAGAGAGAGAGACAGAGUUGCGCGAAACGCAACGCGAGUAAAUGGUGAGUGUAAGAAUGCGAGAGUGGAAGAAAGAGUGUGUGACAUGAUUGCGACUCGAGACCGUUAGGCCUAUCGUAAUUAUCCACUUCGUUAAAUGAAGAGAUAUACAAACGAUUAUAAAUAGAUAUAAAUAUAUAAAUACAAAAGUUACACAUGUAUUAUACAUAUAUAUAUAUACGCAUGCAUAUAUGUAUGGGACGAGCGCGGUGAGACCCUUUCUUAAGUAGCUCUUUAGACAGAGAGAAUAGGGUGAAGAGAGAGUUGGGUGCGAGAAAAGGCCAUUUUAUUCGCGUGCGAAUAAUAUCGUUAUAUUAUUAUUACUAUUAUUAUAAAUAUUAUAUAUUAUAUGAUACGGGAUCGAGCAAUAUUGUAUUGUUACUUCGUCGUUACUAUUUAUCACCGCCUUCUCGUGGAUUAUACUUAUGUACAGGGUGUUCCACUAGAAACAAACCUUUUCGACAUCUUCGUUAUUUUAAGCGGUAAACAAAACAAUAGGUUCCUCAGCAAAGGUUGUAUAAUUUCAAUCCCUUAAAUGUUAGUUUCUAGAUAAACGUACCUUAACACGUGUAUACUCAGACUUUAUUACGCUAUCGAAUUCUGCUUUACGUUUAAAACGACCCAACCUAAAGUCCACUCGAUGAAUCCAUACAACUCUUCCUAGCAACUCCUCUGUUGCUCGCAAUAACGAAGACAUCGAAGCAGCUUGUUUCUACCAAGACACUCUGUAUAUUAUGUACUUAUUUUAGAUAGGUAUUCCUUGUAUCUUGAACGGGUAACUCAUAUGGCACCUAUAAGAGGUCUAUGUGGUACGCGUAAUUUUAAAUACCUAUUCACAAAUUGUAUAGCCACGCAGAUUCAAAGUAUCUAGCUAGACGCGUAGAGGACACGUAGGUCGAUAGAAGGAGUAGCCACGAAGAAAGGAAAAGGUCCACAGUGUGCGUGAAUGAGAGAACGUGUGAACGGUAAGUGUUAUUAGGACGAGUAAUUAACUUGAGCGGUCUGUCGGGAAGGCAGGCGGCCAGAUAAGGUAGAAAAAUUGCUCGAGGAUCAGGAGAAAUUGCAUACCACGAUUUCGAGGUUCCUUUAUUGGCGCGUUUUUGUGAUAUUCAGUAAUUUAACUUCCUAGUUCGGUCCAUCGGUACAGCGCCGUGCGAUGACCGCCUAGUAGCGGUGCGCUAAUAUUGUUAUUCGCAAAAAUAUGCUCCUACUAUGUAUGUACAUAUAAUAUAUUUGAAUAGCUUACAGACCAGGAACCUAUUUAAGGAAUCUGUUAAUUGUGUUGGUUUUUCAAUCUCGUAGAAAUAUUCACGAGUUUGGCAGACAAUGUGUUAAAGAACCAAACAAGCUAGAAACGAGUAUCAGAUUAUUUAAACUGUUUCUGGAUAGAGUACAAUUUCCUGAUUACAUUCGUUUAACUUAUAAUUACUUAUCCAAACUUUAAAAUUGAUUAACCACGUCCAAUGUGUUAUGCAUAGUGGGUGGAUACUUUUAACUCGAAGCUCAACGCGCAGUGUGUAUCGUAUAGUUCGAAUCCUGACAUCGAGAGAGUCAAAGGUCGACUUGGUAGCGUGCAACUUCUCUUGAAUCAUGGAAGAGCAGGUCACAUGCCUUCCAAAAUAAACAACGUGCAACAUUGUUCGCGAUAAAUAGAGCACGAUCGCGAGGAUUAUAACACAAUUGGGACCACCGUGCAGAAGUGCAAGGUGCAAACGACGAGGGGCGAGAAAAUUCACCGCAAAAGUUGUACAAUUCCGCCCCCCGGUCGCCUUCUAGUUACUCGAGGCGGAAACAGAGUCAAGGAGUCGCGGAGAGAGAGAGAGAUAGAGUUGGUACGCGAACAAAAAUUGUAAAGUAUCUGGUAAACCGGAAAACAUUGAUCGAACGAAAUAUAUCAGCUUCUCUCUUUUUAGUAUCGAUGUAUUGUCGCUAGAUGUAUUACAGAGACAUAAGAAGUAUUCUUCGGCAGUACCAUUGUAACAAAUGCCUGUGUAUUUUACUUCUCGGCAAAUAAACCAUCAAGUAUUGUA